AUGAUAGGAUUUCACAAGGUUUUGCUGAUUGUUGUCCUUUUGGUCUUGAUGGAUUCUCCUCCUAAUACUCCACAAAGGCAUAGAAAUAUUGAGAGGGCAAGAGAGCGUCAAGAAAGGAUGUUGGAAAGUCCUGAGCAUAGGAGAACACCUCAAAAUCCUGCUGUUGGUGGUGGUGUACCUUUUAUUCUUCCUUUCCCUAUUCCACCCCCUGUUGCUCCUCUUCAAAUUCCUCAAGGUCCUGUAGGUGAUGAUCCAUUUGUUAAGGUUCUAUAUAAUGGUCAAAUUCUUCACCUUACUCCUGGGAUGGCUGCACAAGUGGGUAAUUUGCAAAAUCAGGCUCAUGCUGCCCCCCUUGCUGCCCCUCCACCUCUAUUUCCACCUGCUGCUAUGGUAGAUGUGAAUAUGGGGCAUCCUAACCAAAAUGGUAUUCAGUAUGGACACAUCUAG
Molecule: messenger RNA, 447 nt
Organism: Laccaria bicolor S238N-H82
Lineage: Eukaryota; Fungi; Basidiomycota; Agaricomycetes; Agaricales; Hydnangiaceae
Exons: 5
Coding region: 1-447 (148 amino acids)
Source: RefSeq, a predicted model, not a curated record